UCGAAUAUGCAUAUUUAUUUGGAAAAAAAUUUAACAAGUUCAUAUAAGCGCAUUUGAUGAAUGCAGCAGUGAGACACAUAUUACAGCAAAGGAUCUAAACAUAAUUCUAAACAUAAACAAGUGACAGUAGAAAAUAUUUCCAACAAAAAAAAAUAUAUAUUAUAAAUAAUAAUAAUUAUAUUUAAAGUUCUAAUUACACAAACAGAACCAAACAGAGUAAACAUUCCUAUGUGUUUCGUCGUUCAUUUGGGUAUAUCGAAAAUAAUACUUGGGCGUAUUAAGUGCAGUUCCAAUGUUCUUCAUUGCGCUGGGCGACCUGAGAGUGCUGCUUCAUUAAUUAAUUAAGUUCGGGCUCGCUUUGUUGGUUAGUCGAAACGCCAGCAUGCAAAGCACUGAUGCAAAAUUACUGAGAAGAAGUUGAAAAUAUUUUGUGUUACACAAAUGCCAAAUAUUUUAGAUAAAAAAAAUUUAAUAUUAACAUUGCGAAUGAAAUCGAUCACUUAUGCUCUUCAAUAUUAAAAUUUUACUUGACUGCGGAAAAAAAUAAAUUUUUUGUAAUAACAUUGAACGCAACAUCAACACUUCAGCAUUCAGCAAAAAACGCAAUUACGUAAAAUACACAACCCGACAUCAUGGACACUGUUUACGGUACAAAAAAAUACUUCCAGAGCUUAUCCGGUGCCAGUGACAUCUAUCGCACGCAAGCAUGCCGUACUAUGGUCAACGACUACACAUACCAAAAUACUUUGGGUAGAAGGUCGACGCUUGGUGCUUAUUAUCACAUGAACAAACAACCUUCCUAUACAAAUGAGCACAGUCUUAAUAGUCAAUAUGGGUACAAUACGUGGGGCAUUUGGCGUGAUGGUCGUAAUAUAGCCCCUUCCACGUUUUCUGCUAAAACGCAUACGCACUAUCAGAAGACACGCUCUUUUUCAAUUAUACUUACAACAGCUGCAUUUAUCGUUCUCUUGGCAGUUAUAUCGAUAGCCGGAUUGGCUUUCUAUUUCAGUUCGAUUAAAUCGAAUGUAGAAGAUCCUGUAUUGGGGUUCGAAGGCUCCUUUCGAAUUGCAAAAGGUGAUCUUUUUUCGACUGGAUUAAAAAAUAAUCAUACGACAGCUUAUAAGCAAAAAAUCGAAUUUUAUAAACGUUUUAUGGAGCGUGCGCUUACAGAUAAUGGCUUACAACCGAUACGAACUGACAUUUGGGGGUUUGGUGAUGGACCUCUAAUAAAAGUAUUUUUUAGAACAUUUCUGGAUGUGAGAAAACUACCACAGCACAUACAUAGCGUUGAGGACUACAUUAAGGAAUCAUUAUUUUUAGAAACGACGGCCACUAAAUCCCUUUAUCGUUCAUUGCGUAUUGAUGCAGAAUCUGUGGAAAUCAAACGCAUUUUAGAUGAGCAAAUAGUUAAGUCAGCAUCAUUGUUUAAAGAAGCGGCGGUACCAACCAGUCAAACACAAUUGGAGAAACGUUUAAUGAAGAAAAAUGGUAAUAAUCCCAGUUUAAUGUCGAAAUCUGCAACAACUGCAAAACCACGCAUAACUCAACGUCCACAUGCAGUUGAUGAUGAACCUGAUAUUGAUGUAGAAAAUGCACCGGUCAUUCAAGGUUCAUUUGAAGGUUCUUUCGAAAUAACGAAAACCGAUGCGGAUAUAUCACGUAAGAAGGUUACACCAACAAAAGCAUACAGCAGCUUACCACCAAAAGCUAUUACACCAUUUCCUCUACGAGUGAAACCAAAAAAACCCUCAAUAGAAAAAUUAACCACAAUUAUACCGCAACAUCAGCAAACUAAGCCAACGACCACAACGACAACGACAACGACGACUACAACAACCACAACAACACCAUCUAGUACUAGUACUACGGCUUCUACUACUACAACAACAACAAGUACAACCACUACAACACCUCGACCACGUACAACUAAAAAAACUACGACUACUGAAAAACCAACCCAUGCAUCUACGACAACUACGUCUACAACAAGUACCACCACUACAAAACCAACAACAACUUCGACAACACAUGCGGCUAGUACAUUGAAAAGUAUUUUCUCGAAUGAAUUUAAUUUCCCUGCAAUAACAACACCUUCUACCACUUUCAAUGUGCCGAAAUUGGAUACAAAUUUAUUCACAUCUAUACCAAUUCUGGAUACUCAACCUUGGAAGCCAAUUCAUAGAGAAGUACCCGAACUUUUACCUGGUCCACCUCCUGCAUUCCCAACAAAAACAUUACCAACAUUAACGAUGCCUACACUGCCCUCUGUAUCAUCUAUUUCGAAAGAUGCGCCUCAACGCCGAAUUGAUGAUAUAGAUUUGUCCGUCGCUCUUGAAAAUCCAUCUUCUGCUAUUCAAGCAGCAUUCGAUCCUUACUCGCCAACUUUCUUCGCCACAACAUUGCGUAAACCAGAUUCUAGUGCUGAAAAUACGAACCCACAAGAUAUGAUGUUUUAUCAUAGUUUUGGAAACCCUGUCUUUAUGCCUGGUGCUGAAGGUAUUGAACGAUUAGGCGCUGGUGCACAUGUUCAACCACAUCCACUUCCGGUACCACUAAUUGAUGAUGUAGUAAUUCCACCAUUCAAGCCAUUAAAUGCAGUAGUCGCAAAUGACGAUUUACCUUUUAUUAAUGAAAGCAAUAAGAAGUUCGAACAUUUAGGGGGUGGAGUUAUAGCAAAAAAACAAGAUAAUACAACUAAAGCUGUCAAUCUUGCAAUUUCUACAGAAGUCACGACCAUAAAAGAUAUAACAAUUGAAACAAGUUCUUUGAAACCUGUUAAUAAUAUUAAGGACGAUGAAGACCUACAGUUAAGUGAGUCGAAAGAACAACUUGUGGACCAACCAACAGCAAAUUCUGAGCUAGCAGACACAAUUGGCCAAUUUUUUAUGGAUUUAUUAAAUUUACCUAAAGAAGAUAUUAAUUCUACUACAAUGCAAGCAAUAGAAUCAAGAAUUGUACCGGAAGAGAAUGUUACAGUAGCUCCAUUAGAAAAAAUUGAAGACAAGAAUACUACAGUCAAAAAACCAAAUUUCUUAAAUUUAAAGGAAAUAAUUUUACAACGAAAUCAGGCUGGACUUGCCACUAACCAAGGAGUAAAUCAAAAUAAAUUUGAAAUGAAUUCUACAACUACAUCUGUUAGUUCCACUACCCCUACUGUAGCUGUUACUAAAACACCAGCAACAAAACGAAAUCGAGUACGCCCAACACACAAGAAACCACCGACCAUUCUAGAUGAUUCUAGUCUUUUUCCAUCGCAUUCAAAAUGGGAGUUCGUAAAUAAUACCAACAUAAAUAGCUUCGGUCAAGCCGGUAACGUGCGUAAGGUAUUUAAUAAAACACUACAAGCUUGGGUUUCCGAAGAUGUUGGCAAAACUGAAAAUAUUACACUUAACGACAUAAAGACACGCAUUAAUAACGCUAGUAAUAUACAAGAUAUUUCACUUAUUUUCGACACUCUAGCCUCGAAGUUGGGAUUCACACCAAGUGAGCAAACAAAGGUGCCACCAUUCUCGCAAAAUAAAUUAAAGCAAACAUUAAAAAAUGAUACCAGAAUCAAGCCAACCAUAAAAUCAACUACAAAGACAACACAAACUACUCCAUUCACCACAACAACUGGUAAACAAUUGACUGAUACGCUUGUCAAGCAAAGGGAGCCUUUCAUUCGGCCGAUGUCGAGUUUUAUGGAAGACAACUCAUCUGAAGGAAUCGGCGCAGCAAUUCCCGUAGUCGGUGAAGCAGAGGUUGAAGUAAUCGAUCCUACAAAGUAUGAGGAAAUGUUGAAAUCAUCACAUUUCGCUGAGGCCUCCACUACUGAAACUGCACCUAAACUUGUAACCCUGUUGCCGGUACGCUCUAAUUCUGGUAUACGCACAUAUAAGCCGUUGGAGGAAACACAACGCAGCAAUAGUGACAGCGGCACGCCGAGUGCUAUCAGCAGUAGUAUUAUCACCAGUUCGAGUUCCAGUGGACACAUUAGUAACACUCGCAAAAGCAAUGUUAACCAAAGUCGUAGAUUUCCGCCAGCAGAAGCAGUUGUCAAAGGCGGCAUAAGAGUAACAGCAAAUUAAAAAGAAAGAAAUUAAUAAGAUAUAUAUCUUAUAGGAGAGAAUGUAAAUAGAGUAUGAAAAUACUUAUUUAAGUAAUAAUUGCCACAACUAACAUAUAUUAGUAACAAUGCUUUCUCCUACCUACUGCUUUUAGUUUAAGUCGUAUAUUAUAUGAAAGCAAUGUGAUUAAUCAACUCCAGUUACAUACCUUUAACAUCUUUAAAUAUAGCAAUAAGAGAUACUACUAUAAUAGCACAUGAGAUACUACAAUAUAUAUUAUAAAACAUAAUUAUUAAUAAAUACUUGAUUUAGCGCUAUGUUAUUCUGU
Messenger RNA from Teleopsis dalmanni, 4374 nucleotides. RefSeq names its product cell wall protein DAN4. Bases 633 to 4067 code for a protein of 1144 amino acids. NCBI's taxonomy places the organism in Eukaryota, Metazoa, Arthropoda, Insecta, Diptera, Diopsidae. The record is from RefSeq and is a predicted model, not a curated record. The transcript is spliced from 5 exons.